Cherax quadricarinatus is the source of this 6297-nucleotide messenger RNA. NCBI's taxonomy places the organism in Eukaryota, Metazoa, Arthropoda, Malacostraca, Decapoda, Parastacidae. The record is from RefSeq and is a predicted model, not a curated record.
AUGUUUGUUCAGGAGUCCAGCUACCAAUAUGAAGACGACUCCUCCAACAAGAGAAGAAAAAGAGGCUCCAUAUUCUUCAGGAAGAAGAAGGACAAGACCAAGAAGAGCUCUCACCAGUUCGUGUCAGUGUGUUACAGCAACUCAGCGACGUGUGACGUGUGUAGCAAACCCAUGACCAACAAGCCUGCCCUCCGUUGUGAGACGUGUCAGGUGUGUGUGCACGAGAACUCCUGCAAGGACCAGAUCUCAGACUGUUCCAAGCUGAAGAACCCCAAGCACAUCCAGUUGGCUGCGGGACUCACGACGCUGGUCAUCCAGAAGCCCGGCGGUACCGCUGGUCUGACCAGCACCACCAAGAGUGCCAGUCUCGGGUCAUACGCGGUCACAGGCACUGGCGUGACCUCUGGAGCCUCGUCCAAGUCACAGCAAGCAGUGGUGGCCAGGUCAAGAUCGUCAGCGGCACACUCCUCCUCCCCAACACGACCCACCAGCGUCGCCUCUCCAAGUGGCUGCGUGUCAUGGCCCGCACGGCCCGCUAAUCCACCGGCCCGCCCCAACAGUGGCUGCGUGUCCAGCCCCGUCCGUAGACUGUCCGGCUUCUCCCAGUGGAAGCGAGUGGCUACCAAGUUGGGAGUCAAUAAGGUACAGAGUGAGGAGAAAGAAGCAGACGUCUUGCCUCACGAUGUUGCUGAUGCCAAUAUUCUGGAGGUCAACUCUGCUUCUAUGGAAUCUUUGGAUGAAGGUGGAACUGAAGAGCCAAGCUUAGAUGACAUAGAUGCUGAUCCAGAGUUGAGAUUGUUAGACAAGGAACCUGAACUCUGGGUUCAUACAGUUGAGAAGGAUAUUAUAGAAAAGCUGACAGAGAAACAAGUGAAAAAGCAAGAGCACAUCUAUGAACUUAUAAUAACUGAAAAACACCACUGUCGUAUGCUCAAAGUUAUGCAGAAAGUAUUUGCAGAAGGAAUGUCUCGUGAGCUUAAUAUGCAAGAAUCCAGAAUUAAAAAAAUUUUCCCUUGUCUGGAUGAGCUUAUCACAAUACAUUGCUCAUUUCUUUGGCGAUUGCGACAAAGACAGAGAGGCAGCAAGUAUAUUGAAACUAUUGGUGACCUUUUAAUCGACCAAUUUAUAGGCGACAAUGCCCAGGGGCUCAAAGAUGCUUAUGGACAGUUUUGCUCGCAACACCAAGAUGCUGUUUCUUAUUAUAAAGACAUGCUCAAAACUGACCGAAGAUUUCAAGGUUUCAUCAGACAAAAAUCUUCUCAUCCACUUAUGAAGAAGAAGGGUAUUCCAGAAUGCAUAUUGUUUGUAACCCACAGAGUAACCAAAUACCCAUUAAUGCUUGAAGCAUUAAUGAAGUAUAGUAAAGAUCAAGAAGAGGAAUUAGUCACAUUAAAAAAGGCACUAGACUAUGUAAAGGAAAUACUUGUAAAUAUUAAUGCUCAAGUAGCUGAGAAGGAAAGGGAACAAAGAUUAUUAGAAAUCUAUCAUAAAAUUGAUGCAAAGUCUUCUGCAAUAUACAAGGAGCAGAAAUUCAAGAAAUCUGAUUUCUUCUCCAGAAGUAGAAAGCUCAAGUUUGAAGGCUCAGCCAUGUUGAGCCAACAGAAAGGAAAACCAAUAAUGGUACAAGUAGUGGUCCUAUCAGACUUAGUGUUCUUUCUUUUGGAAAAUAAUCAGAAAUACUCAUUCUUCUCUCCUGACACUAAGCAAGCUGGUGUAAUCCCCCUAGGAAAAUUGAUAGUUCGGGAAAAAGCUGGUGAAGGGUCACGGGUUAUCUACCUCAUCUACUCCAAAAAUUCUGCAGAAAUGUUUGAAUUUGAGUGUGCUCAUCCAAAGGACAAGAAAAUAUGGCUCGAAUCUAUAAGAGAAGCUAUUGAGAAUUGCCCAGACGAAGAUGAUGUGGGUGACAACUCUGGUGAAUGUUCAAAGUUGCAGGAGGCUAACAAUGAAAAAAUCAAGGAAUUAAUUGGCAUCCUACAGCACAAGGAUAAGGAGCUUGCAAGAGUAUGUGAAGACAAAAUUAAUCUGGUGACAGAACUUCUGGAACUCUUAGGACAUGAUGAGCUCCCACCCACUACACAAUAUCGAGCAUUACUUGAUGAGAACCAACUAGAUUAUAAUGCUGCUCGGGAUCUCCAGAUAAACUCACUCAUUGAAGCACUGAGAUUAGUAACUGGUGCUUGUGGUUGGGGUACAAAUCUUGCUCGUUCAGUCAGUUCUGUUGGAGAACACCAAAGUGAAGCCUACGUGUCCCCAAGUUUACCUAAAAGAGCAGAAACCUUUGGAGGCUUUGAUAAUCCAAACAAAGAUGCGUCAGGGCAUACUGCAAAACAAUCAGGUGGCAAAAAGAAGAAAGACAGCCGUAUGUCUCUAACAUCAGCUGGCACUGCUGAGAGUGAUGUUAUAGAGAGCCUCAAGAACCGCCGCCCCUCUGGCACUACACUGGCAGUUCGUACUUCACAAGAUAAUCUGAGUAUUGUCUCUUCAUUGUCAGGUGACUCAGUUACCCAGCAGCAACAGCAGGACAUGGCAGCCAAACUCAUAAAUUGGCUACAAAUCUCCCUGGUACUGAGCCAACAUCAUCUAACACAAUAUGAUAUAUUGAGAUCAAAAUUAGUAGUUGGUGGUACAUCAGUAGAUGGUCGUUUUCGGCAUUCUCAAAAAUUAGAGGAACUUCGUAACAUCCAAGAGCAAAUAAGUCAUGAACGAGCGCAGUGGACAAAAGAAAGAGAUGCUCAAGAAAAAUGGAUUUCUGAAAAGAAAAUAGAAAUUCAAAGGAAACAGGAGCAGUUACGUUGUGAACAAGAAGAUAUCCAACAGCAACGUGAAACUUUAUAUCGGAAGCUAGAGGCCCUGAAAGCCCAGGGUAUCAUCCUUAGUCCCACUCUAACUGUGCUUAACACUACUCCGCCUACUCACAUUAUCCAUGAUGAGCACCACACAGGUAGGAGUGUGAGUGCAGAUGUUGGCCAGAUGACUCAGGGAUCUCCACAUAGUUCACCAACAAGUACGGCAGCCCCAGUGCGCCCACGUACUGACCAUAAACACCGUAAUUCCACGGCUUCCCUUGGAAACCUUAUCAAGCGUGAUUCCAAUCAGUCUUUACCUACACACCUCAUUUCAGCUGCCAAUCAGCAGAAAGCUGCUAUAUCAGUUAAGCAACAACUGCCUAUGAAAUUAGCUAAGCUUGGAAGCAGUAGUAGCUCAGGCUCUUCAUCAAGUAGCACAGGGGGAGCAUCCUCCCCAAAUCAAGAUCAUCGGCCUCAUAUAAAUCCAGCAGCUAUUGGUGGAGUACAACAAAUGCUACCCCUAAAACUGAGUCAAGGGCCUGGAGAAAGUAAAGGAUCUCGCAUGACUAUAGGAUACCAGCGCCUAGCAUCUCCUCCACCUUCACUUCAGGAGCCUUCUCUUGGUCAUUCCCACCAGCGCACAGGUUCAUCCCCAGCAACAUUACAGAAUGGGUCUCCAGCCACUAGCCCUGGGGGAGUCCCACCCACUGCCACCACCGCCCAGGGUGCCCGUGCCACCCGCACUAACACUUACCCUAAGCUGCCCAGCAAACCUACUGUGCCCACCACACGUGCCAACACCACACCAGAGGCAUUGACACAAGAAGGGUCUGGCAUGGGUUCUAGCACACGCCCUGGCCAGCGAAUUAAAGACCCUGACACUGACCAGGAUAUCAUAUUCUUCUAAGAGCUUCUCUCUAGUUAUCUUUUCUAGGGAUCAUAUAGUUUCAGGAGUAUGACGAUUCAGCUAUUUUUUUUAGCAGCAGAAUUGUUAUACCUCUGUCAGCCGUGAUUAGCGUCUGUCCCUGUGAUUAAAGCAUUCCUUCCUUUAUACACACCACCACCAUUUACAUGACCCUUAGUGUUUACAUUAUUAUCAUUACUAAGUGUAUGCCGUGAGUCUGGGACUUGUACAUAAAACACGUAUACACCCACACACUGUCUUCCGGCUACUGGUACACAGCACUAGUGGGAGUUCGUACUUUCGUGUGAUAGGUGUAUCCUAACUUGUCCUUUGGCAGACGCUGCUUAGCACAUAAUAAUGUGCAAGGUCGAUGGUUCAGCAGUCCUAUUAAGCUAUGAUAGCUACUUUUAUAUAAAAGAAUGAAAGGGAGAUAAAUGGUGUAGAAAGUUCAUUGUGUAUGACUCGAAUGGUUAUUUUUUACAUACGUGUGAAACACUUGACUGGUUGCACAUUCCUGUGGCCUUUACUGCCCCCUCUUUUCCCUCUCACCCCCAAGCGUAGGGAAGGGAGCAGCCUCAAGGGGAGAGAGGCUGCUCGGCUUUCAAAAUGCAUUCUUGUGCGAGCUGCCUUGAGUGGUGUAAGUACAGUUAAGCGGUACAGAUUUGUUUAUUUAACUGGCUUUUUUUUUAUAUAAAACUUUAUAGUGUGUGUUAUUAGUUUUUUAUUUUAAAUAAAUAUAUUAAUGUAAAAAUGUAGCCAGGAUGACAGUGUGUACAUUCCAAAUAAUAAUGAUUUCUAUGUUGUAAUUGCUGUAUGUUAGCCCAGAGGGAAUAUAGGGUAUCGUAAUAUCUAACAUGUAUCUAGAAUUCAUUGUUUUCCUAAAGCUCAAUGUGUAUCAGCCAAAACUUCCAGGCAAAACUGGCAAACAAUAAAUAGGUUGGAAAUUAUGUAUAGCCAGUGUAAUGCUAUGUUAGGAUGGGGGUAAAUGUGUUGUGCUGAAUGUUUAGGUCAGUGUACAGUGUAAUUAAUUAUGACCAGCACAAACAACAUUCCUAGGGGUCAUUUUUUUGUGCAUUUGAUAGGAUCUAACUUUAAUAAUAUGUACAGAUAUUUCUGCAGUGAAGUGUGAGAACAUGAUUUGUAUUACUUAUUGCUUCAUCUCUGUUGAUAUGAUCCUUGGCAAAGGAACUGUGUUGAGAGUUACUAUUCAGUCCAUAAUUGUGACAUCGUCAGCAGAAUUGAGCUUUUUGCAACUUAAUUUGAAUAUUUAGUAAAGUCAUAAUUUAGUGUCCUCAACAUUCCUGAAAUCAGGGCUGUUAAAGCUUGAGAAGCUAAAUUUUGCUGAUAUGUUACAUUACAGUACCUCGGCCUCACCUGAUGGAAGCAAGAAAAAUCAAGGUUGCUGUUACCUUCCUCUUUGUUACUUUUAUAAGAGAGUUCUGCCACAACACACUACUCAUUAGACUACUUUUACUUACAACUGGAUCAGCAAUGGGCAUUGGAUGAAUUACAUAUGGUUCAAUUUUUUUUAUUCACAAUACAGAAAAUGAACCAUGUUAAAUAUGUCCAAUACUCAGGUUUCCAUCUCAUGUUCAUAUUUGGUCUUCCAUAAUACUGCUAAAUCUGCUUCAUAAGGCAGUCUGUGGCCACAUUUAGAAAGUAGAUUACGUCAUGAUUCUCAUGUGUUACAUGGCAUUUUUGCUUUUGUUAAAACUAAUUUCACACCAUUUCUCAUUGGAUGGGGAGUUACUCCUAGAUGAGAAAUAAUGUAGCUAGUCUGAAGCCCAGAGUAGCAGAGUGACUACCUCUGUAAUUCUUUGGUCAUACAAUUUUUAAGUUUAGUUUUAUUCUUCAUUUUAUAUAGUUAAUUGCACAGUAAUUAAUGAUAUUUCAGUUUAGUUAAUUACCUUUAUUUUAAAAGGAUUAAUCAACCUCCUUGAAAUCUUCUGCAUACUUUGAGUACCAUUUUUUCACAAGAGCAGUCAAACUAAUGUUAUCUAGCUACCUACCAAAUGAAUGAUAUGGCAACUCUCUCAACACUUCAAACAAGUAAGGGUUCAGCUUCCCAGUUUAAAAAAAAAGCCACACAGAACAUUCCAUUAUUUACUGAAGUUGUUUCAGAAAUGUCACACUAAAAUUGACCAUUGUUCUGUCCACUAGAAUAGCAUCCUGUGUUCCGGGGGAAAAUAUUAUUUUUAAUCUAUUUAUUCUAUCUCCAUAGCAGAUGCCCAGCCCUUUAUGUAAACUAAAGUUACAGUUUUCCUGCUUAAAUCUUCUGGCAUAGAUGAUGUCAGUUUUAUAGUCCUCAAGAACUUUCUUUGGUGCUUGAAUAGUAUACAGGAAAGCAGUGCAACUUUGUCAUAAAGGGGACUGCCUGGAACCAGUCAGCACGAGUUAAAAUCUAGUGUGCCAUUUUUGACGUCAGUUUCAUCAUAACUAGUAAAGCCUGGAGUCAGUUUGGCAGCAUGUGAUAUUAUACCAGUGGACAAGACUAAGUAAUGAGAUCUAAGAGGUUGAUCUGAUAUGAAGCUUUUGCUCUUAAACAAAAGCAUUUUAAUACAUUAUUUUGUGAAUAGAAGUCCAAGGAAUAAACUGUUUAUCAUGUUA